Penicillium oxalicum is the source of this 1020-nucleotide messenger RNA. RefSeq lists its product as uncharacterized. Lineage: Eukaryota; Fungi; Ascomycota; Eurotiomycetes; Eurotiales; Aspergillaceae. The transcript has 3 exons. The coding region runs from base 1 to 1020 and encodes 339 amino acids. The record is from RefSeq and is a predicted model, not a curated record.
AUGUGUCCUAUCACCUACCAGAUUCGGCUGGAGUAUACCAAGGCAUGUGUGAGACAGCACAGCCAGUCGGGCCUGCGAGUCAUUGUGAGCAGCUCUGAUGAUCGAGUGGACUCAGUCCAUCUUUACAAGAUUUCGUCUGCCAGACGGGAUGUGGUUGUUCAGUCUGCGCCGUCGGCACGGCAAAAUUCUACCACUUCGUCACCGGACGAUUCCGUCCAUCCUUCGAGGCAGCAGUUCACCGGCGGGGUCUCGACUCCAUUCAACUCUACCUACACAGACUCUCCUCUCCUCGAGGAGGAAGAGCUGCCCAGCGAAGACGACAUUUUGACUGUGAGUGGUAGCGGUUCAGUCACAGGUGCACAGACAGGAACAGAAACACGGACACCAGCACAGACACAGAUACGCACACGAGGCUACAAUACUCUCAAGACGCAUCGAGGUCAGAUAUACACAGGCAUGGCCAUUGGUGGCUCUCAUACAUGGAACUAUGACCCCGGAAUCUGGAAAGAGACCAAAGAAGAACCGGAUCGGUGGCGCAUCGACUACGCGACGAACAAGAGACGGGCUCGCUCCGCCCCCACGGGGAGUGGAGCGCCCGUGGGGACGGAAUAUCACUGGUUGAUUGUGGCACAUCAGGUCAGUGUCAAGGUGAAGAUGGGAAAGCAAGAGAGUGAUGUGGCUCACGUACGCAAAAUCGACGCCAACACCUACGAGACCCAUCUGAAGGGAACUAAGUACAAAUUAGCGCACAAGUCUACCUCGUCGGAAUCAUGGUCUAUUCCGACGGUACGCGGUCAACGGGAUCGUGAGCUGGAAUUGUUGGAAGAUGCCAAGCGUCGGGUUCAAGGUCUUCCACCGGUGUUGACCACCGAGAAGGUCAAGAUGGAUCGACGUGAAAGGGGUCAACAGAGUCUGGAUCAUUUACUUGGUUGGAAGGCGAUGUGUGCCGAGAAAGAUGGGGUGGAUAUCCGGCCGAGGGGUCUCAAGAGAAGGCGCGGCUCCGGCGAUGACGGUCUUUGA